UUUCAUGGCCGCCUGGCGCAUUUUUCAAAAAGAUUCAAAAUAAAAGACGCUUGCAGGCACUGGUACUAACGUCAAUGAACAAUGGGAUUCAUAGCGGAUGUUCUUAAAUCGUGUUUUUCAAGACUUAAAGUUGCUGAUUUGGAGCAACUUAUUAGACAAUGGGGAUAUUUGAACAAUGACGAGUUAAGCCAACUUGACUUCUCAAAAUCAAAACUCUGUGUCUUUCGAGACGUUUUGAGUUUCUGUGAGGACAAGAAAAGACAUAUAGAAGCUUUAAGAAAAGUAAAUGACUUGGACUUAAUGUGUACUGUGAAAAACUCAACAAAGAAGAAAUGGACCAUGUAUAGACUGCAAGAUAAAAAAUCAGGGUCAAAAGAAAAUUGGUUUUCUGAUCCAGAAAAAUUCAAAAGGAAACUUCAACAACAAGUUGACCUCUACUUUGAUUCAGCUGCCUCUGUGUCUGUCACCCUCCAAGAUGGUGCUCUGUGGUGCAGACUAUACCUCCCUUCAGGAAACCACUUCAUGACUGCCAAUGCUGUGUACUUGAUUCACUACCCCAACUCCCAUUGCUUUGCUAUCUCCGCCUUUAAAGUGUCAGUCCAGAAUUUCUUGUUCCAGUGUCUGUCCAACUUAUUUGGCUACCACACCCUGACCAGCAUGAAUUUGUCGGGCCUACAGUAUAAGUCUCUGUUUCAACUGGCCUUCAACAAGUUGGGAGAAACAUCCUUUGGAAAACUUUCAGAUGUUCAGAGUCUUCCCUUCAUCAGUAGACGCAAGCGGAAAGCAGAAGAAAUAGAACGAGAACCAAACCUGAGGUCAGAGGAUGUCGCCAUGAAGCGUCAUAGAUCUCUAAGUUUGGAGGCGGCCUUUGGGGAGUAUCAGCAGCCUGUUUUGGAAUCUCUGCGAUUUAAGGUUGAAGCAAAAUUUAUGGGAAAGAAGAACAUUGAAAACUUUCAAGAUGAUGGAGAGCCAUUUAGAUGCUGUGUAAAGUUUGAAGGACCAUCAGUUUUGGAUGGAGUUCGGAAUUUAGCAAGUUGUGGACUAGCCAAUGAACCUCUUCCUAAACAUCUACUCAGAGUGAAUUCAUUGGGAACAAACAAUUUUGUGCUAAAAAGUAAAGAAAAGUCAUGAUCAUCAAAUGGACGUGGAUGGACAUUUUUACUGGUAAACGUAUCAGUGAACUAUCAACAAAAAAUUGAGAUUGUGAUUUGGCAUGACUUUUAUACGACUUCUUACAUCAGUAUUGUGAUUGAACCUGACAGAGUUUUAUAUAGCUGUUUUACUUGUUAUUAUUUUGUUACUUAAAAAUAAAUUUUUCUAGCACAGUUAA
This is a messenger RNA of Magallana angulata, 1330 nucleotides long. Its product is annotated as centromere protein N-like. Bases 82 to 1131 code for a protein of 349 amino acids. Lineage: Eukaryota; Metazoa; Mollusca; Bivalvia; Ostreida; Ostreidae. Gene Ontology annotation, biological process: CENP-A containing chromatin assembly; chromosome segregation. The transcript has 9 exons. The record is from RefSeq and is a predicted model, not a curated record.